Messenger RNA from Populus euphratica (Euphrates poplar), 2464 nucleotides. Its product is annotated as calmodulin-binding family protein. The record is from RefSeq and is a predicted model, not a curated record. The transcript has 8 exons. The coding region runs from base 639 to 2246 and encodes 535 amino acids. NCBI's taxonomy places the organism in Eukaryota, Viridiplantae, Streptophyta, Magnoliopsida, Malpighiales, Salicaceae.
AAGAACACAAGCCUAUAACUGUACGAUGAUAUGCAGAAACCAAGAGAGGAAUGAAAAACGUCAAGCUUUGAAUUCAGCAAAGCAUUCGUGGUUGUUGACUUGAACUUCGAAAUUAAAAUAGUAACUAGCUUUGAAUGAAUGAUAUUUCUACCACGUUAUUGACAUUUCUAUUCAAACCCCUUUAUUAAUCUCUUCUUGAUAUUUUCUUCUGAGAAUUCCACGACUGCUCCAACUUCUGAAGCUUGCUUCUCCUGAAUUUAUUUAUAUAUAACGUAAGACCACCGGGGGGUCAAGAUUGUCACACAUAAUAUCCUGCAGUCACAGCCUCACAGAUCAUAGCCUCCACUGUACUUUAUUGGAAUAUUAUUGAGAUUAGAUGAUAUGUCUUUUCUUUUUCUUUUUCUUUUUAAUUUUUUGAUGGGAGUAUAUAUAUAUAUAUAUGAUUAUGAUUGUUUGAUUGCCUGAAUUGUCCCCUUUUAUGCACCCUUCAGAAAGAGAACAAGUAGCUAGCAAUCUAAAGAUUAAAUAUUUUCAAUUUAUUUCAAUUUUAUAUUCAGAAACACUUUUCUGAAUAACUUUGAUCAGGUCCCAGAUUGCCUUCAUAAAAGCAAAGUGCAUCCAUUGGUGUCUGACAGUGUAUGGGUUUAUCGCUUUCCUUGUUAUCCUCAGCCUGGAAAGAGAUUGUCAGGCGCAGCAUGUUUUCUUUGGCGUACGACGUGUGUUUAAGCCCUAAACAUGAUGGUGUAACUUCGAGAUCACAUAGCUUUAAGCUAAUAAAUACAGAAACCACGACCAAGCCGAUAAAGUCUAAUACGAAUAACAUUAAGAAUUCAAGAAAGUUGAAGUACUGUGCACCUGUAACAGUAUCGCUGGAGCAAUCUUUGUCAUUCAAGAGUCUAGUUCAAGACAAGGGGGAAUUGGGUUUGAAUAGUUUCAAUGGAAGAGAUGGAUUGCUGCAGAAACAAGUGCCUGAAUUUUAUUUUUCACCGAGACCGGUAAGUGAGCUUGAAGCUGCUGCAGUUAAAGUUCAGAAGGUUUAUAAGAGCUACCGGACUAGAAGAAAUCUUGCAGAUUGUGCGGUUGUGGUUGAGGAGCUCUGGUGGAAGGCCUUGGAUUUUGCUGCUCUCGAGCGGAGUUCUGUGUCAUUCUUUAAUGAUGAGAAACCAGAAACUGCUGUUUCAAGGUGGGCAAGGGCUAGAACAAGGGCUGCCAAGGUGGGAAAAGGUUUAUCAAAGGAUGAGAAAGCUCAGAAGCUAGCCCUGCAACAUUGGCUUGAAGCUAUUGAUACACGCCAUCGAUAUGGUCAUAAUCUCCACUUUUACUAUGAUGUCUGGUUCAAAAGCGAGAGCAGCCAACCUUUUUUCUACUGGUUGGAUGUUGGAGACGGCAAAGAAGUAAAUCUAGAUAAAUGUCCAAGGCCCACUCUGCUCCUUCAAUGCAUCAAAUAUCUUGGACCGAAAGAAAGGCAAGCGUAUGAAGUAGUAGUUGAAAAUGGGAAGCUUGUUUACAAGGAAAGCGGAAUGCUGGUGGAUACACAUGAAGGUUCCAAGUGGAUAUUUGUGCUUAGCACGGCGAGGGCUUUGUAUGUGGGGCAAAAGAAAAAGGGUAGGUUUCAACACUCUAGUUUUCUAGCCGGCGGCGCGACAACAGCCGCUGGAAGAUUGGUUGCACACGAUGGGAUUCUUGAGGCUAUAUGGCCAUACAGUGGACAUUACCACCCAACAGAAGAAAACUUCAAGGAAUUCAUUAGCUUUCUCCAGGAAAACCACGUCGAUCUUACCAACGUUAAGAGGUGUGCAAUUGAUGACGACAGUCCUUCAAUAAAGGCAACUGAAGAGGAACAAAAACCAGAGUCUAUGUCGGGCCCCGCUGAUGUCUCACAGUUGAACGAUGCAAAUGCAACCUAUCAUCUAGACGCUGCCGCCAUCAUAACCGUUGAUCUAGCAGACAACACCAUCACUAACAGUAACAAUCCGCCGGCUACUGUAUUUGACUUGACCGCACGAUUGCCAUGCAAUUGGACCUCUGGGGCUGGGGCCCGGAUUGGGUGUGUGCGGGACUAUCCUAAAGGACUACAAUCAAAAGCGCUUGAACAAGUCAACCUGUCGCCUCGUGUGGGUCCUGGGCAUCUGGCUAACUAUGGCCCGGUCCCUUCUCCACGCCCGAGCCCUAAGGUCAGGGUCUCACCUAGGCUUGCAUACAUGGGAAUUCCCAGUCCUAGGACCCCAAUUGCUGUAGCUAACUAGUGCAUCAUUUCAUGCUCACCGAAGAAGAAGAUGACGGAGGGGAUUGAGGGACUAACUGUAUUCUUUACUCUCCAAGGUUUGGGGAUUUAAUCUUUCUUGAUUUAUUACUUCAUUUUUUUUUCCCUUCUUCUUUGAUGGCUUACUUGGGCCAAGUACUGUUAAGUGUUCGUGUUUUGUAUGUCUUGUAAUCAAGGAGUUGAUGUAGUUUUUUUCUUUUU